This is a messenger RNA of Diceros bicornis minor, 1171 nucleotides long. Its product is annotated as granzyme B-like. Gene Ontology annotation, cellular component: cytoplasm; intracellular membrane-bounded organelle. Gene Ontology annotation, molecular function: serine-type endopeptidase activity. Bases 350 to 1096 code for a protein of 248 amino acids. Gene Ontology annotation, biological process: proteolysis. NCBI's taxonomy places the organism in Eukaryota, Metazoa, Chordata, Mammalia, Perissodactyla, Rhinocerotidae. The record is from RefSeq and is a predicted model, not a curated record. The transcript is spliced from 5 exons.
AGCUUUCGGGGGCUCCAACACCUCUACUGGUCGAUACCACAGCCCACAGUCUCUACCUUGUACCUUUGGGUUCCUGCUCUGGGCUGGAACAAGUGGUCUGCACUGAGUCAUCCACUGUGGGCACUGAUGUGGUCACCACAUGAUUCUCACACAACCACCCAGAGGACGUCAUCAGGCAGAGAAGGCGGGGGCAGGGAAGGUUUCGUGGAAAGCCACCUAUGAUGAAGCACCACACAACCCUAGGGGCACCUGAGGUCACUGAGCCCACCUGCACCUCCUUCCUCUCCUGGGGGCUAUAAGAGAGCAAGGAGAAUGUACCAGCAGCUCCCACCUGGUCACCGUCCCUGGAAUGAUGCAGCCUCUCCUGCUCCUGCUGGCCUUUUUACUGCCCCCCAGGGCAAAGGCAGGGCAGAUCAUCGGGGGACACGAGACCAAGCCCCACUCCCGCCCCUACAUGGCUUUCGUUCAGUUUCUGGCGAAUGAGAGACAGUACAGGUGUGGCGGUGUCCUUGUGCGAAAGGACUUUGUUCUGACAGCUGCUCACUGCUGGGGAAGCUCAAUCGAUGUCACCCUGGGGGCCCACAACAUCCAGGAGCAGGAGAAGACUCAGCAGGCCAUCCCUGUGAGCAAAGCCAUCCGCCAUCAGGACUACAAUUCUAAGAAUUUCUCCAACGACAUCAUGUUACUAAAGCUGGCGAGAGAGGCCAACCAGACUGCAGAGGUGAGGCCCCUCAGCCUGCCCAGGGGCAAGGCCCAGGUGAGGCCCGGACAGGUGUGCAGUGUGGCCGGCUGGGGGCAAGUCUAUCAGAAGGGCCCAUACUCAGACACACUGCAGGAGGUGGAGUUGACCAUACAGAAGGACCAGGAGUGCGAAUCUCACUUACGCAAUUAUUACAACAGUACCAUUCAGCUGUGCGCGGGGGACCCGAAGGAAAAGAAGUCUUCCUUUAAGGGGGACUCCGGGGGCCCUCUCCUGUGUAAGAACGUGAUCCAGGGCAUUGUCUCCUAUGGACGAAGUGACGGGUCACCUCCACGGGCCUACACCAAAGUCUCGAGUUUCCUGCCCUGGAUAAAGAAAACCAUGAAAAGCCUCUAACUGCAGGAACCAGACCAUCUUCUCUGAAGCUCACCCAAAAUCACACCAGCAACUAAAUAAAUAUCUCUUAGCUGA